Molecule: messenger RNA, 598 nt
Organism: Dimorphilus gyrociliatus
Lineage: Eukaryota; Metazoa; Annelida; Polychaeta; Dinophilidae
Source: the annotation of a GenBank genome assembly
UAUGAAAAGUAUAGAGAAAAAAAUUCCAAAUGUCACUCUACCAUUGAAAAUAGAUAUAAUUAAACAUUCUAGAGAAGUUGAUGGAAAGAGUACAGCUGUUCAUGCAAAAGUACUGUCCCCAGAUGACGUUACUAUUCAUACUUUUCCAUCUUUUCCUGACUAUGAUGCAUCAGAUUGCGUAUUGGUAUUUCCUUCGGAUGAUGCUAAAUGUCUAGAAGAUAUAUACUUAGAAGGGGGAAAUAAUUGUUCAAGGGAUGACGAUGAGCCUGUUGCAAAGCGUUCCAAAAAAAGGAUACAAAAAGCUGUUUUCAUUGAUAGCACUUGGAACCAAGUAAAAGAAAUCAUACGAGAUGAUAGAUUAAAGAACCUUGCACGUGUACGCAUACCAGAUAAAAAAACACUAUUUUGGCGACCGCAAAAAGGAAAACCAGAUACCUUUUUGGCAACAAUUGAAUCUAUAUAUUAUUUCGUAAAAGAAUUCUCUAAAGUUUACCGUUUUAAUGAUGAAGAUACAAAUUUGGAUGAUAUUUUGUAUUUCUUUAUGUUUUUCUGCGAGCAGAUUAAAGAUAAAUCAUCGUUUAGUAACUUGAAAGCUUAA